Etheostoma spectabile (orangethroat darter) is the source of this 901-nucleotide messenger RNA. RefSeq names its product N-alpha-acetyltransferase 20, NatB catalytic subunit (gene naa20). Gene Ontology annotation, cellular component: NatB complex. The record is from RefSeq and is a predicted model, not a curated record. Gene Ontology annotation, biological process: N-terminal peptidyl-methionine acetylation. The transcript is spliced from 6 exons. Bases 67 to 603 code for a protein of 178 amino acids. Lineage: Eukaryota; Metazoa; Chordata; Actinopteri; Perciformes; Percidae. Gene Ontology annotation, molecular function: protein-N-terminal amino-acid acetyltransferase activity.
CUUUAUGCCUUUUAAGGCGAUGUCUGUUUUGUUCUGAGGUGAAAGGACACAGAGCAGCAAGUCAAGAUGACAACAUUAAGACCGUUUACCUGCGAUGAUUUAUUUAAAUUUAACAAUAUCAACCUGGACCCAUUGACAGAAACAUAUGGGAUCCCGUUUUACCUCCAGUACCUGGCUCACUGGCCGGAGUACUUUAUCGUUGCUGAGGCUCCUGGUGGUGAACUGAUGGGCUACAUCAUGGGGAAGGCGGAGGGAUCUGUGGCGCGGGAGGAGUGGCACGGUCACGUCACCGCUCUGUCUGUCGCCCCCGAGUUCAGAAGACUCGGCCUCGCAGCCAAACUCAUGGAGAUGCUGGAGGAGAUCUCGGAGAGGAAGGGCGGAUUCUUCGUGGAUCUCUUUGUGCGAGUCUCCAACCAGGUGGCGGUGAACAUGUACAAACGUCUGGGCUACAGCGUCUACAGGACGGUGAUCGAGUAUUACUCAGCCAGCAACGGAGAACCGGACGAAGACGCCUACGACAUGAGGAAAGCGCUGUCCAGAGACACGGAGAAGAAGUCCAUCAUCCCGCUGCCACACCCAGUCCGACCAGAAGACAUCGAAUAACAGACUGUGGCUCUCUGACGCAUCUUUACCUCUUUGUCCUGAUAAUCACAUGUGAAUAAUAUGUAAUGACUGACCCCGCUCAGUUACGUUGUACAUAGUUAAACUGUCCCAGAAGCUGCUUACCACUUCAGUCAUAGUCAGAGAGCCACAAUGUACACCUUUUAAUUUCCCAAAAGGAUCGAAUUCCCAUUUCCUGUAAAUUCUGAAUGAACAUUUUCUUAAGAAAUAAGACAACAAAGUGGGAUUGAUUUGACGUUUGUAUAAUGCAGAAAACAUGGUCGUACAAUAAAGACUACUC